Loxodonta africana (African savanna elephant) is the source of this 884-nucleotide messenger RNA. It is a transcript of the gene SPDYC, whose product is annotated as speedy/RINGO cell cycle regulator family member C. The transcript has 5 exons. Gene Ontology annotation, biological process: positive regulation of cyclin-dependent protein serine/threonine kinase activity. Lineage: Eukaryota; Metazoa; Chordata; Mammalia; Proboscidea; Elephantidae. The record is from RefSeq and is a predicted model, not a curated record. Gene Ontology annotation, molecular function: protein kinase binding. The coding region runs from base 3 to 884 and encodes 293 amino acids.
AGAUGAGUGCCACCCAAGACCCUGCCACUGUCCCUGUGGUAGCCACCCAGGUGAAACUGGGAGGCUGGAGCUGUCCAAGAGGGGGCAGUGGGUCUCUCCUUUCCCGCCGGCACCAGGAGCUCCACACCUUCCUCAACCUUCUGGAGGAUAGUUUCAUCCAGCAAUUCCUCUCCAGAGACCCCUGUUUCCAGAUCUCGGAUAAGUAUCUCCUGGCCAUGGUGCUGGUUUACUUCCAGCGUGCCAGCCUGCAGCUCAGCGAAUACACCCACAGCAACCUGUUCUUGGCACUGUACCUUGCAAAUGACAUGGAAGAGGACCUGGAGGACCCCAAGUGUGAGAUUUUCCCAUGGGCACUUGGUGAAGAUUGGCGUCCUUGGGUGGCAGACUUCUUGCACCAGAGGGACAAGCUGUGGGCCCGGAUGGGCUUCCGGGCUGCCGUGAGCCGUCAGUGCUGCGAGGAGGUCAUGGCAAAGGAGCCAUCCCACUGGGCCUGGACACGGGAGCGGCGCCCCCACCAUGGGGGCGCUCAGAGGGGCUGCCCAGAGGCCCCGGUCUCCCUGCCCCGGGGCCCUGGGCUCUCACCACCCCAUUGCUCCCUUUGUGGUUUGCCUCCGUGCCACCGCCGCCCCACGCCCCCCUUGCCUGUCUCAUUCAAGUGCUCCUCUCCAACCCCUGUGUGGCAUCACCCUUCCUCCCACACUUGUCUCUCAGUGGCCGAAGACCCCUGGGAUGGGGGCUUCAUCAUUGUCCUGCCCCCUCAGCUGCACCUGGAGCCAGGCACCUAUGCCCUCCAUAGUAAGCGGGAACAGGGGCUGUGGGCCGGGGGCAAGAAUGGGGAAUGGCAGGACGGGAGGAGGGGCACAUGGGCCCCCCUAGCUGUGUGA